This is a messenger RNA of Theobroma umbraticum, 777 nucleotides long. Its product is annotated as small ribosomal subunit protein uS8z/uS8w. Gene Ontology annotation, biological process: translation. Gene Ontology annotation, molecular function: structural constituent of ribosome. Lineage: Eukaryota; Viridiplantae; Streptophyta; Magnoliopsida; Malvales; Malvaceae. Gene Ontology annotation, cellular component: ribosome. The record is from RefSeq and is a predicted model, not a curated record.
AACAAUGUGUGUUCAAUCUUCCCCGCCCCUUAAAAGCAAACCGGCGAAACCCUAGCUCGGCCUUUAUUUACUUCUCUUCACUCUCCUCAAUCAACCUGGGCGCGGCCGCCAUAUUUGCUUUCAGCAGCAACUUGCAUUUGGAAGGAUGGUGAGAGUUAGUGUUUUGAAUGAUGCGCUCAAGAGCAUGUACAAUGCAGAGAAGAGGGGCAAACGACAGGUCAUGAUCAGGCCUUCCUCAAAAGUGAUCAUCAAGUUCCUUUUGGUCAUGCAGAAGCAUGGUUACAUCGGAGAGUUUGAGUAUGUCGAUGAUCACAGAGCUGGCAAAAUUGUGGUUGAACUGAACGGGAGGCUGAACAAGUGUGGGGUGAUUAGUCCUCGUUUUGAUGUUGGAGUCAAGGAGAUUGAGGGUUGGACUGCUAGGUUACUUCCUUCAAGACAGUUUGGAUAUAUUGUGCUCACCACAUCUGCUGGCAUCAUGGACCAUGAAGAAGCUAGAAGAAAGAAUGUUGGUGGAAAAGUACUUGGAUUCUUCUAUUGAGACAAAUUUCUGAGAUUUUCAUUUUUGAUUUCGCUUUAUGUUGAAUUUGAUAGUUUUCCUCUAUCGGUGUUGGUGCGAUUCUAAUUUUGUAUAUUAGGGACUAUACUUAUGUUUUGGUUAUGAUGUUUGAGAUUAUUAUGAAUUGUUGGGUUUUCCAUGGGUAAUAGUUGUUUGCCUUUGUUAUCAGACAGUUGAAAGAGCUUUCCAAUUUAGAAGUUUGUACUGAUUAAUUUUCUAUU